GCCUUGCUGGGAGCAUCAGUGUGAGUCCCGCGCCCGUUCUGGCAGGAUGUUAGCAGUCUAUGUCUUGCGUUUUUGUCUGCUCUCUUGAGCUAAGACUGUUUUUAUUGUACGAAACUCACAUUUUAAGUUUUCACUGUCUUGGAAUAUUUACGCUCGAUAAUAUGGCGGUGCUUUGCUAAUGAAAAUGGAUUUAGUAUUUGUGUACUGCGUAUAUGUGUAAGCAGGUGUUAGUGUAUACCAUCUGUGCGCUCAAUAUCAAAGUUUUUUUUUUUUUUGGGUGACCUCUGCCCAGCUCUCUAUCUGCUGUAAACCUGUCCCAUAACGCAGACUGCUUUAUUUGCAAGUGUGACGUUGCAAUGGAAAUUCCAUUCAUAUAUCAGUUCUCGCCUGAAGUGAAGAGUGAGUGCAUUACGUUGGUGAUUGCAGGUCGUUGAGGGUCUGACUGGGCUUUGCUGCAGCUGCUAGCUCGGCCAACCUUGCAUACCUGGCUGGCAUUUCAACGUGUGCAGCGCCAUAAGCAUGGUAGGACUUCCCCCAACAGUCACGGAACUGUGAUUUACCAGUGUUGUUUUCGUGGUACUGGCUGAGACGUUAAGGUUAAAGAACAAGUGUGAGAAGAUGGGCCGUCUGAAAGCCUUUCAGAAUCUGAACCCGCUCUUCUCAGGCAAGUACAAGAAGCUACUUGAAGAAUAUGGCUCCAAGGACUACUCGAGGCUGCUGCUGCAGGAGUCGCUGCAGGACUACCUCUCCUACGCCUGCGGACAAUGCGGACACAUCCAGAAGUUGCAGGUAAAGGCUGAAGAACUAAACAGCAUCGUGGGGCACGCCUUCAGGCUCGCCUACGCUGCUCAUCUGCAGAAGUCAGGCGCCACCAUCCGCGAUGUGAUCCCCACCCACACCCACGCCCACGGCAAUACCGCCCCACACCCCCACACACUAGCUCACCACCACACCCACGCCCACUCACACACCCACUCUCACACGCCUUCGCCCUCUGCUACCCCAGCACAUGCCCACACGCAUCCACACCCGCGAGUCUGUGACCACCAUUGCUUCACAUCCCAGCAGGCUGCUGCAGCUUCUCGCGAGUCUAGUCCUAGCUCCAAAAUGCGAACUCCAGGUAGUCCGGCUGUAGCCUCUAGCCCAUCACAUAACUUGGUGGGGCUACAGAAACCUUCCUCCUUGCCUGGCCUACAUAGCCACCCAGAGAAUGACAACAGUGCUCAUUCACCCGACAGUGAAAACAGCAAUAGUCCGUCAGAGUUGAACAGUUCUAAGAGGCUCGCUGACAAGCCACCACUCAUCAAGAAACUCAGUGUUGCCCUCGAGUCCACUUUGAACUUAGAGGAGGACCUACGCCCCCUAGUCACCUCCUCCCCUCCCUCCCAGUCAUGUCAAACCUCCUGUGUCACUACCAGUACCACCAGCUCCUCCUCAACUACCAGCACAGCAGUUGUUGGCUACGUUAACGAGGUCAGCGAUACCUCGGUGAACAGUGUUCUGUCUGCAGAUGGCCAAGAGCAGCAAGACACGGAUAAUAAAUGCCGACUCUCGGAUGAUGUGAAGCUGAAGCGCAUAUCUCAGAUUUCUGUUAGCUCAAGUGCCUCAUCAGGCAUAGUAGGCCUUGAUGUAUCUACUUCAAGUACUCGUUCAGCAUCACCUCCACCUCUCCCUGAGCGAUCAGAUUCCCUCACUCCUCCAGAGGAACCACAUCUUAAGACGGCUGCUUGGUUUCAAGCUGGCAUACCCAGAGAAAUAGCCCUUGAGGUGUUGAGUCAUGAGCCAGUUGGUGCAUUCAUGGUACGAGAGUCUACCAGCAAACCUGGCUGUUAUGCUCUUAGUCUAAGAGUGCCACGAGAUUUCACUGUCUCAGGCAUUGCACACUAUCUUAUUGUUAAAACAAAUAAAGGAUACAAAAUUAAGGGCUUCACCAAGGAGUUCAAUACCCUAACAGCACUGAUCACUCAUCACUCAGUUAUGCCUGAGCUGCUUCCAUGCCCUCUGUCCCUGAGUCGAUACAACCCUACCUUCACAUCUGAUGACCAAAAUCGAAAUGAUUCAAAUGACGAUGAUCCUGAUUACAACACACUUUCUGACUUCAGAAAGAUGAUGGCCGACUUGAAUGUGUAAACAUAGAUAUUCUAAAUUUUAGGAAAAGUAAAUUUCACACUCAUGCACAGACAUAAAAAUAACAUAAUAUAUCUAAGUAUAUAUUUAUACAAAAAUAUAUUUUGUCUUUAUGUGAAGGCAAACAAUUUUUACAAGAAAAAUGCUGAACAUUGCAAUACAAAAAUAUAGCCAAAAAAAAAGAAUAGGAAGGCUCUAAAUUUGCAUAUAUUUUAAUGAAAAAAUUUUUACUGUUCUAGUGAUCUAUCUUCCAUAUUAGGAGUGGGAAUCUCAUUUUCAAUCUAUGCUAAUUAAUGUGCUUGAAAAGGAAAUGCAUAGAUAUUCUGGUAUGUAAAGAAUUUUCUUGGUAUAGACAAUACAGGCAAACAAAAAAUUUUAUUUAUUGAAUGAAGGAUAAAACGAGUGCAUGUGCAAAUCCAGAAUAAAACUGACAUUAGAUAUGAUACAUUGAGCGAAAAGAAUUAAUGUACAGUAUAUACAAUCUAGUGUACAGGUCUUCAGAAAGCAGGUACAUAAGGAAGUCCCCUGAGAUUAUUCAUCUGUACACAAGAACACCACAAAGUUUCAUUUAUGUGUACCUCCCAAGAUGUACUUUUUAUUUUGUCAUGAUUUAUUGAACAGAAAUCAUUAGUAAUAUCUUAAAAUACUUCAAAGGAAACUGGAACUCUUGAAAAAACAAACAAUAAGAAGAGAGCAGUGUCUUCAAGUAUUUUUGUUGUAUAGUGAGGACCGUGCUCGAGUGAUGUUCAGUGCCACUUUUAUAUAUACGUAUAUAUAUAUAUAUAUAU
Messenger RNA from Cherax quadricarinatus, 2915 nucleotides. Its product is annotated as EGFR adapter protein. The record is from RefSeq and is a predicted model, not a curated record. NCBI's taxonomy places the organism in Eukaryota, Metazoa, Arthropoda, Malacostraca, Decapoda, Parastacidae.